UUAAGAACUUUUAUUACAUACCCACCCAAUUUCAGACUACUGUUUUAAAACUUGUUUCUCUGGCAAUUACUUCUGAACUUGUUUGGGAGAGAAUAAGAAAUGUGGACAUCCACACCUACAGAGCCAUUUAACACGUUUUAAGCUCCACAACACCAGACAGGAGAAUAAAUAUACUGUAGAAUUGUGGUGUCUCACUAUCUAAAAGCCUCCAAGAACCUAGAAAGUCACAGGAGUGGCUGUAUGAUGGAGAGAUUAGAGAGUCCUGCCUGACUAAUACCAAGCUUACUUUGGCAGCCUACGGAGCCAUUUUUGGGCCAUUGCCUGGGAGAAGCUAGGCAAUGUCAGCUAGGCACAUGACCAAGAGUAGGCAAUAGAGAUCAACCAAUCAACCACUUUUGUUGGUUAAGCCACCCAGGAAUCCCAAUGAAUCCUUCUCAAUAUGUUAAUUCAAAAUGUAUUGGUUAUGGUAGAAGAGGUGCUAAUGGUGAAUACCUGAGCAACAGAAUUCAGAACAUUCCCCAGAUGUAGAGCUUAUACAAAAGCAUCCUGUUCCCAGUACUUUGAAUAGUAUUUGUUUUCUUUCUGCCACUCUGUUUAGUCAACUUGUGAGUGUACAUUACAAUUGCAUUGCCAAAAGGUGGCGUAAUUGUAUUUAAUCAAUGCUUGUAAAGUAUUUGCCUUUGUAAAGUGUAAAAAAAUGGUAUUGCAUCAUCCUAUCAUAAAACUUCCUAAUUUCAAGUACUGGUCAGCACAAAACUGAAAUGUUCUAUGUGUCCAAUGUGCUGAGCUAGGAGAAAAAGAUUAAAAAAAUAUUUUGGUAGAACAUCCUUACUAAUCAAAAUGCCUUACAAAGCCAACUCAUCAUAAGGAUGUGAGAUCAAGAGACAUCACAAGUAUAUUGGCCUCUGCUCUCUAGGUACAGUAGAUUUUAACUUGGGGUACCACCUUACCAUUCAAAUUACUGAGAUGUUAUAGUCCCAGUGAACCUGGUGUGAAGCCAUAAGUGAUAGCACAAAAAUAACUAAGGAAGCAAGCCUCAUUGUUUUUGUGCUCUCACUUAUGGCUUCACACCAGCUUCAAUGGGGCUGAGGGGUUCGUUCAAAAUGAGGCAAUGGGUUCGUUCAGACAAAAAGGAUAGCAAACCAUAGCAAAAGAUCAUUACCUGCAUCCCCAAUAAAAUGACAUAUCAAAGUGGUCAGGAGACUCUAGAUCACUAGUCUGCUUCCACCUUAGCAAAUGUGAUUUUUGGUUCUGUAGUUACUGUAGCUAAAGCAUUAUUCAUAUACAGUCUCAAUGAUGAUAGCUUUGCACAUCCAUUUGCAUGUAUUCCUGUAUUUUCUGUAAGUAGUGAUUGAGUGUGUUGGGGUGAUCUUGAUUUGGGGGUUAUUGUUUGAAGGUGAAAAGGAAUUGCAAUUAGUACUUACAAAAGUGUUACAGUAAAUGUUUUAUUAUGUGAUUUGGUAUUGUAAAAAAGCACUUUUCCAUCAAAAAAGGUUUAUUUUAUAAGUGCUGUUGAAGAUGUGUAAAAACAUUUUUCUGUGAAGCUGUAUUCAGCGUCUUUUUUCUCAUGCAUGUGCACUAAUAGCACGCAUGAGCAAUUCACAAGGAACACUGUAAUUCCACUUCCCCAAGUUCCCACUGCUGAAUUUGUGAGUGGGUGUCCAAAUCGCACUAAAAAACUAAGAGCCAUGCAGAAGAUUUUUUAAUAAUACAGAAUUCUUAUUCCCUGAUUUUACUUUGAACUACGUUAGCAGUGACUUCAUUUUUGUAAUUUCCAAUAAUAUUUAACAUAUUUGAAGACCACACAAAGAAAACGAAAGGAUGGUUUCCCCUUUUUGUUUUCAUUUUUUAACGUUUGUUCUCCACGAUUAGAAACUUCAGACGUAUUCAGAUCAGAACACGUUCUGAGAACAGAAACGCCAGUUUCACUUGGUACAAGAAAAAUAUCACUCCGGCAUUUUAAUUGUCAGCGUAUUCUUCUGAGAGUGAAGCGGCGGUGUGGAGGCAUUGACUGCUGAACAUGCAGACAAAGGUCCUCUUGUCAAUGUUGCUGUUGGCAGUAUUGAAAGAGAAUGUGUGUAGCUACUCUCCCUGUUCCAUAAAGAAUAUGUUUGUUCCUGAAGGUGAACUUGCAAUUCUGACAUGCAGUUCUACUGUGAAAUGGAAUGGUAAUAGCUCUAAACAAGACUGGAGUCUCAGCUCCUCAAGUGGUUUUAUGGAGCUGAAACCAGAGCAGAGAGAAUCAAUGAUCUUUUCUGGGACAAAUCUCAUAUUGUUGGGUGUCAUGUUAAACAACAGCGGGAUCUACCAAUGUACCCUGCGAAAUGAAACCAGUGUCAUCGCAUCCAAUCAGUAUAAUCUAACAGUAUACAGAGGAAAGUGCUUCAUGGAGGAGUACUUAAAUCCAGUAAAUGGCUUAGUUGAGAAUUCAGUCACUCUGCCUUGUAAAAAGAAGAAGGAUAUUCCUCUCCGUAACCCAUGGAUUACAUGGCUGAAGGAUUGUGAGAAGAAAAUUAUCUCUUCAAAUGAGAUACAUUUUUCCAGUCUAACACAAAGUGAUGCAGGAAUAUACACCUGCAUUCAAACUUAUGAGUAUGGAGGCAAACAAUACAAUUUCUCAGAAUUCACAAAGCUGAUUGUAAAUGAGAUUUCUGACACUCUGGAACCCCAGAUUAUUUACCCCAGAGAAAAUGAUGCAAUUGAAGUUGAAUUGGGUAUAUCACAAGUAAUCACCUGCAAAGCAGUUUAUAAAGAUAAUGAUUUUAUCGUUUUGUACUGGUUAAAUGACACAGAUCCUGUAGAACAGUGCAAUAAUGGAGUACGUGUCUGUACUAAUGGCUCCAGCGAACACAUAAUUGAUGGGAAAACUCAACUGAUUUCAUCUUUAGUGAUUAAAUAUUUUACUGAAGAGGACAUGAUGAAUAAAUAUGUCUGCAAACUAGAUGGUGGAUUAAAAAACAAAAAUGUAUCUAUAACCUUUAAACUAAAAGAGAGUAAUCUUCAAGGAACACAAUCUAUUUUUCUGUGGUCUGGAGUAUUGGGAGUGUUUUCAGUUACAAUAGUUACUGUUACAGUUCUGUAUGUCAAGCUUAAGAUCUACAUUGCCCUGGUCUUCAGAGAUUUUACUGGUAAAGAUGACACACUUGGAGAUGGCAAGGAAUAUGAUGCCUAUAUCACAUACUAUAAGACUAGUAGUUCAAAAUCAUUUAUUCCAAAAGAAAGAAAUAAUUUAUUAGAGAUUCUGGAGCAUCACUUUGGCUACCGGCUUUGCAUUUAUGAACGUGAUGUUCUUCCUGGAGGAGCUUUUGCGGACACCAUUCUGGAAUACAUUGACAAGAGCAGAAGGUUGAUAAUGAUACCGAGUGCGGAUGACCCAGCACAUGAAAGUCAAUAUGAGUUAGUAACUGGUCUGCAUAAUGCUCUGGUUGAUAAGAAAAUACAGAUCAUCAUAAUUCAGUGUGAACCAAAGGCAGACCUGGACUCUUUUCCGGAGCCUUUGAGGCUUCUUGUGAAGUCUAAUGGAGCAGUUAGAUGGAAAGACAGAAAGUCGAAAGAGCUGGAAUCAGUGUUUUGGAAGAAAUUGCGGUAUUUGAUGCCAGCAAAGAAGCGGACUGUGUCCAGUCCAGAAGAAGUAAAUAUGGUGUGAACAAAGCAGGAAAAUAUAGAACGGUUUGAAAACAUUUAUUUCCCCCUGGAAUUAUUGCUCAAAUACCAUUAUGAACUGUACUGUCUUAUAGUCUAUGAGGUUUAUUAAUAUGCACAAUAUUAUAACACACUUCUGGCUGUAUCUUUAAAUUUGCUUCAAGUUUAAAGUACUGGAAAUAAUUAUGGAAACAGGGAAACGUGGAUUUAUAAUAAAAUCUACACCAUAUAAAAUUAUAGCUUUCAUGUGAAAAUAAAAUGUUACCUCAUUA
Molecule: messenger RNA, 3914 nt
Organism: Lepisosteus oculatus (spotted gar)
Lineage: Eukaryota; Metazoa; Chordata; Actinopteri; Semionotiformes; Lepisosteidae
Product: interleukin-18 receptor 1-like
Biological process (GO): signal transduction
Molecular function (GO): interleukin-1 receptor activity
Source: RefSeq, a predicted model, not a curated record